Molecule: messenger RNA, 1233 nt
Organism: Haliotis rubra (blacklip abalone)
Lineage: Eukaryota; Metazoa; Mollusca; Gastropoda; Lepetellida; Haliotidae
Product: DNA-directed RNA polymerase II subunit rpb1-like
Exons: 6
Coding region: 1-1233 (410 amino acids)
Source: RefSeq, a predicted model, not a curated record
AUGUGGUCCAUUGUGCCUGAAGAGCUACACCUAGCUGCCUUGAGAUGGUUGAUGCUGAAGAGCUACACCAAGCUGUUGAUUAACCUGGAGUUUGUUGAUGGUAUUGUCCGUUGGUAUUGUCCAACGUUCUGCCAGAAGAGCUACACCAAGCUGUUGAUUAACCUGGAAGUGGUUGAUGUUGGUAUUGUCCAACGUUCUGCCAGAAGAGCUAUUAACCUGGAACCAACGUUCUGCCAGAAGCUGUUGAUUAACCUGGAAGUGGUUGAUGUUGGUAAAAUGAGUGCAAUCGGAUCUCUGUCCUUGGGUAAAUCAACAACCAUGAUCACUCACGGUUUGAUUGUCGCGUUGCUCGUCACCCUUGCAGCGGGUGAAGUUCAGGACAGUAAGUUCCUCAACUCCCCAUUCCUCAAGGAGAACUCUCGGCUGAAGAGACAAGCAUAUUACGGAUCAAGCUACUACUACUCCCCCUCGUCUAGCUACUAUGGUUACUCAAGCUACUACUACUCCCCCUCGUCUAGUUACUAUGGUUACUCAAGCUACUACUCCUCACCAUCGUCCAGCUACUAUGGUUACUCAAGCUACUACUAUUCCCCAUCUUCCAGUUACUAUGGUUACUCAAGCUACUACUCCUCACCAUCGCCCAGCUACUAUGGUUACUCAAGCUACUACUAUUCCCCAUCUUCCAGUUACUAUGGUUACUCAAGCUACUACUCCUCACCAUCGCCCAGCUACUAUGGUUACUCAAGCUACUACUAUUCCCCAUCUUCCAGUUACUAUGGUUACUCAAGCUACUACUCCUCCCCAUCGUCUAGUUACUAUGGUUACUCAAGCUACUACUACUCACCAUCGUCCAGCUACUAUGGUUACUCAAGCUACUACUAUUCCCCAUCUUCUAGCUACUAUGGUUACUCAAGCUACUACUACUCACCAUUGUCUAGCUACUAUGGUUACUCAAGCUACUACUACUCCCCCUCGUCUAGUUACUAUGGUUACUCAAGCUACUACUCCUCACCAUCGCCCAGCUACUAUGGUUACUCAAGCUACUACUAUUCCCAUCUUCUAGCUACUAUGGUUACUCAAGCUACUACUACUCCCCCUCCUGACGAGAAGGUUUUGAUACGCAACUACGCCAACGGUAUCGAGAACGAGGCUGUGGAGGCCCAGAAUGCUGCUGCCGAAACUGUGGCCGAAAUCCAACAAGUCAUCCAGAUCGUGCAGAAUGAGAUCAUGUAA